Molecule: messenger RNA, 2213 nt
Organism: Gossypium raimondii (Peruvian cotton)
Lineage: Eukaryota; Viridiplantae; Streptophyta; Magnoliopsida; Malvales; Malvaceae
Product: methylenetetrahydrofolate reductase 2
Exons: 12
Coding region: 203-1984 (593 amino acids)
Biological process (GO): tetrahydrofolate interconversion
Cellular component (GO): cytosol
Molecular function (GO): FAD binding; methylenetetrahydrofolate reductase [NAD(P)H] activity
Source: RefSeq, a predicted model, not a curated record
AAUUGAGAAUGGGAUAAGGCCAUUGGGUUGUUGAGUGGGCAACAGAGUCAUUUCAAAAGACACCAACCCCGAUCCGUUCCGUUCCUCUCUCAAAUACAAAUACUCCCAUUGCAAUGCCUCCACCUCCCAUCUCUCUCUUUACCAACCACAAACCCAUUUAAGUUGGUGUUGGUGACACUGAGAGUUCAAGAUCCAAUUAAAGAUGAAGGUGAUAGAGAAGAUCCAAUCUUUGCAAGAAGGGAAAGUGGUGUUUUCCUUUGAGUUCUUCCCUCCAAAGACUGAGGAUGGAGUAGACAACCUGUUCGACAGAAUGGAUCGUAUGGUUGCUCAUAACCCGUCCUUCUGUGACAUUACAUGGGGUGCAGGUGGUUCCACUGCUGAUCUCACUCUCGACAUUGCUAACAAGAUGCAGAAUAUCAUCUGUGUGGAGACGAUGAUGCACCUCACUUGCACCAAUAUGCCCGUAGAGAAGAUUGACCAUGCUCUUCAGACCAUCAAGUCCAACGGCAUUCAGAAUGUUCUUGCCCUCCGAGGUGACCCCCCUCACGGCCAGGACAAGUUUGUCCAGGUCGAAGGCGGCUUCUCCUGUGCCCUUGAUCUGGUGAAACAUAUCAGAUCUAAAUAUGGUGACUACUUUGGCAUCACAGUUGCCGGUUAUCCAGAGGCACAUCCCGAUGCCAUAGGAAAUGAUGGUGUAGCCACACCUGAAGCUUAUCAGAAUGAUCUUGCUUACUUAAAGAGAAAGGUUGAUGCAGGAGCUGAUCUGAUUGUUACUCAACUGUUUUAUGAUACUGAUAUCUUUAUCAAAUUUGUCAAUGACUGUCGCCAAAUUGGAAUUAACUGUCCUAUCGUGCCGGGUAUUAUGCCCAUUAAUAACUACAAGGGUUUCUUGCGAAUGACUGGCUUUUGCAAAACUAAGAUACCAGCUGAGAUUACUGCUGCCUUAGAGGCUAUCAAGGACAACGAAGAAGCUGUCAAAGCCUAUGGAGUUCACCUUGGAACAGAAAUGUGCCGCAAGAUUUUAGCUCAUGGGAUUAAGACAUUGCACCUUUAUACAUUAAACAUGGAGAAAUCUGCAUUAGCUAUCCUAAUGAAUCUUGGAUUGAUUGAAGAGUCCAAAAUUUCAAGGUCCUUACCUUGGAGACGCCCUGCAAAUGUUUUUCGUGUUAAAGAAGAUGUUCGUCCAAUAUUUUGGUCUAACCGUCCUAAGAGUUACAUAACCAGGACUAUUGGUUGGGAUCAGUUCCCACAUGGGCGAUGGGGUGAUUCUCGAAAUCCGUCCUAUGGUGCACUAACAGACCAUCAGUUCAUGAGGCGUCGAGCACGUGACAAGAAACUUCAAGAAGAAUGGGCUACCCCAUUGAAAAGCAUUGAUGAUAUUCAAGAGAAAUUUAAAAGUUUUUGUCUGGGUAAGUUGAGAAGUAGUCCUUGGUCCGAACUGGAUUCACUUCAGCCUGAGACAAAGAUCAUACAUGAACAGCUGGGAAAGAUCAAUUUGAAGGGUUUCCUUACUAUCAAUAGCCAACCUGCUGUCAAUGGUGAACUCUCUGAUUCUCUAUCUGUCGGUUGGGGUGGCCCUGGAGGGUAUGUUUACCAGAAGGCUUAUCUUGAGUUUUUUUGCUCAAAGGAAAAACUAGAUGCACUUGUCAAUAAAUGCAAGCCCUUGUCAUCUAUUACCUACAUUGCUGUCAACAAAAAAGGGAAUUUGAUAUCGAACAUUGGCGCGACAGAUGUUAAUGCUGUAACUUGGGGAGUGUUCCCAGCCAAAGAAAUAAUCCAGCCAACAGUGGUGGAUCCUGCCAGCUUCAUGGUGUGGAAGGAUGAAGCAUUCGAAAUCUGGUCAAGAGCAUGGGCUGCAUUGUACCCAGAAGGGGAUCUGUCGAAAAAAUUGCUAGAAGAGGUUCAGAGCAGCUAUUAUUUGGUGAGUUUGGUUGAUAAUGAUUACAUUGGUAGUGAUGUUUUUGCUGUUUUUGGAGACCUUUGAAGAUGAGAUUGCUGCCUUCGAGCCCUGAACUUACCAAAGCUCUUAAGCCCCAUAUAGUAUCAUUAUGUUUGAGUUGUCAGGUUAUUUUUUUAUAAUGAUUUCAUAAAAAAAAAAGGAGAAAUUUGUAAUAAUAAUUCCUUGGAAUUUAACCCUUCUCUUCAUCAUGCAAAUUACAAUAUAUCAAGAGAUUAUUAUUAUUAAUCCGAUACAUCAAGUUGUUAAAUGCUUA